AACACCAUUACCACCAUUGGAAGGUGUUUCUCCCUGCAACAAUCUGAGAAAAGAGUAAUGGAGGAAGAGGAAGAGCAGCAAAUCAGGGAGCGAAAGCAGCAGAGGAAAAGCUCUGUAGUGAUAAAGAUACCAUCUUAUCAGGAAGUGAUUGAGAGCUCACAGUCGAAGUCAACCCCUCCCUCUCUCUUCAACCCUUCCCAGUCCUUCUCUCAGGCCUUCUCCUUCAUCAAAUCCUCUGAGUUCUACACUCCACCUCCCCCACCCUCCAAUGCCUCCUCCUCUUCUUCCUCUUCGCAUUUCGCACAGGCCUCCAACGGCACCGUUUCAAGGCAAACUAGUCCAUCAGAUGCACCAUCUUCUUCGUCAUCAACUUUUGCUGCUGCUCCUGCCACUACUUCAUCAAUGUUGUCAACAUCACUUGCCACACAGAACCGCAAUGCAAUUCUGGUGAGCCACAGACAGAAGGGAAACCCCUUGCUCAAACAUAUAAGGAAUGUGAGGUGGACUUUUGCAGAUAUUGUUUGUGACUACUUACUUGGUCAAAGCUCAUGUGCUCUCUAUCUGAGUCUUCGGUAUCAUCUGCUGCACCCAGACUACUUAUAUUUCCGUAUCAGAGAACUCCAAAAGAAUUUCAAGCUUCGCAUCGUCCUAUGCCAUGUUGAUGUGGAAGAUGUAACCAAGCCUUUACUUGAAGUUACUAAGACAGCUCUGCUUCAUGAUUGUACCCUAUUAUGUGCUUGGAGUUUGGAGGAAUGUGGUCGGUACUUGGAGACGAUAAAAGUCUAUGAGAACAAGCCUGCAGACAUUAUUCAGGGCCAAAUGGAUACAGACUAUCUAUCACGGCUGAAUCAUUCUCUUACAACAGUUCGACAUGUUAACAAGACUGAUGUAGUCACCCUUGGUACAACAUUCGGGUCCCUUUCUCAUAUCAUGGAUGCAUCCAUGGAAGAUCUAGCUCGAUGCCCUGGAAUAGGAGAGCGCAAGGUACUUUUCAGCAUUCAAAGUAAGACGCUUGCAUGACACUUUUCAUGAGCCAUUCAAGCGUGUGGUUUCCAGCCGCCCUGCUGUCUCAGAGACUCCUGUCCAGGACAAUGCUGAACCU
Molecule: messenger RNA, 1102 nt
Organism: Corylus avellana
Lineage: Eukaryota; Viridiplantae; Streptophyta; Magnoliopsida; Fagales; Betulaceae
Source: RefSeq, a predicted model, not a curated record